AUGCGAUCCGAGGCCGGACCCAGCUCGUCCGCUGCCGCGGCCGGCCCCGUGCCCGGCCCGAGCAACCACGGCUCGAUGCUCUUCUCGCCAUCCUCGUCGGACCCGGCAGACCUCCCGCCCAUGCCGGUGCCGUAUGAAGACUUCCACUUCUCGCUGGAUCUGCCCACGGACCUCGACAUGAGCGACCUCCAGUUCCUCAGCGGCGCCACCGAUCGCAAGGGCGGGCCCUCGAACCCGAUGACGCCCGGGCUGACGGCAGCCUUCCUCGCAUCCACGCCCCAUGGCUUCCACGGCCUCGAGGACAUCCACAUGUCGAGCAGGGCCGGCAGUCGGCGCGGUAGCUUCUCCAACAAGAGCCGGCCACAAUCGCCACGAGUUGGGGCUCUCGGCCUAGGGAACAUGACCAAGCUGCCAGACUUUACGAUGCGGCCACCGCCACCACCCGACUUUGAGCCGCCGCCUGGGUCAAACCUCUUCUCGCCCGCCGCCUCGCCCUUUGGCCUGUUUGCAGGCGCGUCUUCUCCUACCAAGGGCAAGCACGACUCUAGCGAGACGCAGCCACCGCAACCACCACCAUCACAGCCCAACGGCGCCCUCUUUGACGCCAACGAGAGAAACAUGCUCUCCAGCUUCCUCGAAGGCUUCGAGUGGGAGUUUGAUCCGACCCUGCCAGAGGGCAUGCCCAGCUUUGCCGCGGCAGCGGCGGAGCGGGCCGGAUCGGCGGCGGACGCUUUCGGCCUCAGCCUCGACGGACGCGGAUCGGUGUUUGGCGGGCGGCAGCGGGGCGACAACCACCUCCCCGCCGGCUCUGUCUCUGGGUCGGCGUCUGGGUCCGGCUCGGCGACGGCAUCGAGCCAAAGCCCGCACGACAGCAGCUCCACGGCCACCUCGCCGCCCACGUCGAAGCGGGGCAACAAGCGCAACAAGCACAACCGCGACGCUGACGCAACGGCCAAGCCCAUGUCGCAGGAGACGGACCUGGUCAACGCCGCCUUCGGAGGCCUGCCAGACUGGACCGACGACCACGGCGGCGAGUCGGCAGAGGCUGCGCAGAUUGGCAGCAAGCGCGGCCCUCCAGGGCAUCAUCACGCGCGCGAUCGAGACGGCAGGCCCAACCCAGCCCCAGCUCAUGGCCUCGGCGACCAGGAUCAGCACGCGCCUCGCCAGCCGACGCCAAACGGCCUGGACCUCAACAACCUCACCGGCGUCCACGCCGAGAUGUUCAGCAUGAGCGCCGGCCUCGACACCGCGUCCGUCGCCGCACAGCCCAAGUCGGGUGGCAAGGCGCCAAAGCAGGCGAAGGCGUCGUCGUCGUCGUCGUCGGCGGCGGCGGCGGCGGCGGCGAGCUCGGCAUCCGGCUCGAGCGGCAAGAAGAUGAAGAUCGAGCACGACGAUGCGGCGGCGGGCGAGGCCCUGGCCAACGACGGCGGCAGCGGCAGCGCCGGCGUCUCGGCCUCGGCCUCGGGCAGCAAGCGCGAGCUCCUGACGGAAUCGGAAAAGCGGCAGAACCACAUCCUGUCGGAGCAGCGGCGGCGCAACUACAUCCGCGAGGGCUUCAAGGAGCUCGUAGUGCUCCUCGACGACGGCCGCAGCCUCGGCGCGCGCGCGCUCGGCCUGUCGUCGGGCUUUGGCACGGGCGUCGAGGACGAGGGCUUGGAUGACCGCACCGACGUCGAGGGCGGCGAAGACGACAUCCUGGCCGUCGGUCGCAAGAAGCCGCCAAAGAAGGCCAAGAAGGCCGGGCCCAACGGCGCCCGCGCCAGGGGCAAGGGGCGAGGCCGAGGCGGCAGCGCCGGGGCGGCGCGGCAGCAAGAGCGCCGUCCUGUUCCAGGCCGUCGACCUGAUCCGGCGCCGGCCUGA
This is a messenger RNA of Pseudozyma flocculosa PF-1, 1860 nucleotides long. RefSeq lists its product as uncharacterized. Gene Ontology annotation, molecular function: protein dimerization activity. The record is from RefSeq and is a predicted model, not a curated record. NCBI's taxonomy places the organism in Eukaryota, Fungi, Basidiomycota, Ustilaginomycetes, Ustilaginales, Ustilaginaceae. Bases 1 to 1860 code for a protein of 619 amino acids. The transcript is spliced from 3 exons.